AUGGAAAAUAACUCUUACCCCGACAAGUUCCGUUUUCUGGAAUCCCAGAAUUCCCCAGAAAGGUCCGAUCCACUUCACAACCCCUUAGGCAGGAAUGAUUUUGACGAACAGUUUUACUGGGUGAACCAACAUAUGAGGCACCUUUGGAGUCAUUCCAACCCUCCUACGUCUGCCUCUGGCACAACAUCAACAACCGAUACACCCUAUGGUACUUUCCAACACUCUUUUCAUCCAUUAAAUCAUACCAUUAGCAAUGAUUCUAUUGCUAAGAACCCAGUGUCUCCACAUCUCAAUCAUUUACCUCAUCGUGCAGGCAUCCUUGGAAGCAUACCUACCUCUGAGCCUCAACGUUUGUCAGGUAUAGCCUCAGUACAUCAAACAAACGACCAUUCUAUGAAUACCCUCGAUCCAUUAACUUACAUGGAGGGUCCAUCUUUUGCUCAAAAUAAUAUACAUGUAGAACAUUCCAAUCACCCGUCGAUGUUCCCUUGUCCGCCGUCGGCGAACAAUAUAAUGAACGAGCCUCUAGAAAAUGUUAAUUCAGUUCCACCGUUUGAACAGCCAAUGGAUCAGUCGUUGUUACGAGAUGGUACUCCAUUAUACCGUGUUUGCUCCGCUCCUGACCCGCCUACAGUUUCGAAGAAACCAUCAGUGAAGUCUUCAAGCAUCGAAAAUCAAUCUUCUUCGACAUCCAACGCUUCUCCCGAGUUUCGAAGCUCAAAAACUUCUUCCGCUUCUUCAAAUAUGGGUGCGUUUGAAAAAGUUAAAGAAAAGUUGGGUGAAGUCAAGAAAAAGCGUCAGCAAACAAAGCACGCGUGUGCAAAAUGCCAACGUGACAACAAAAAAUGCGACGAAUCCCGCCCUUGUAUACGUUGCCGAAAAACAGAAUGUGAAGAUCAAUGUAUAGACAUCCCUCGCAAAAAGCGUCCGGUGGGGAUGAAACGAGGCCCUUACAAAAAAGGAAGCAACUUAACUGCUUCUACACGACGCUCUGAUCAAGAAAGGUUUGCUUUAUCACAGAAAAAAAAGUCUAAUAGAAUGGAAGACCCAUUAGUCAUUAAACCUUCUGAGAAAAUUCCGAGCAACAACGAGUCAUCUUUGGCAAAUACUUCACAAGACGUUCCUUUCCUUGAGUCCAACGAAGAAAGCGAUUGGCCAAGAUCCAGAGUACGUAGCUAUACAAAUCCUGUUGGAAGUGCUGAAAGUAUGCACUACAAUUUACCUGAGGCUCUUCCGCUAUAUCCGCAAGAUUCUCCGUCUAUUACUGAAUCCAGUCCUUCGAAAAUGGAAGUUGAGUACCCUGAACUUUCGAUCCCUCCGGAUUUCUCAGCCUAUACGAUGCAUACUUUCCCACCUCAACCUGUGAAUCCAACGGUUCCCAGACCCGAUGAAUAUGUGGCUCCUCCAUGGCCAGUUCAUGACCCUUCCAUUGUUCCACCUCAUUUGGUGCCUCAAGUAGAAUAUGAACAUCCCCCUGAAGUAAAAAUGGAAGACGAAAACCAAUCGGUUAGGGAGAGCUCACAAACUGGCAAUGAUCCGAUGCAUCCUUCCUACCACCACAUGAGUUACGGGACAAGCCAUAUCCCAGAAGCCGAGCCAUAUGCCAACACCCAUUCUAUGUUUGAUGGAAUGAACCAUCUGGACCAUGCUGUUUCAAAUGACUCGAGCUAUUCGCCUCAUGAUACAAAUUUCACUUCGCCAUUUAAAUCGGAAGAACAGACUGCAUUACCCGAAACACAUUAUCCUUUUCUCCGUGGAAGAAUACAUUCCUUUUCCAUUGCUGCUGAUUCACCUCAUCAUCUCGUAGAGCGUCCUUGCCUUCAUUGCCUUGGUGUGACCGAUAAUCCCGAUGAACAUGCGAAUUUGGCGGAUCUUCGUGACAGGCAACAGCGCGAAUUGGAAUUUACUUCUAUGUUGUUGUUUCAUGAUCACCCUUCAUAUCACGCUAGACCCGACUUGAAUUUCCACGAAGUCCUGCAUCCUGAACAAUUUGCAUACCGGAAUCUCCAUCAUGAUCAUGGCGACAAUUGUGAUUAUUAA
Schizosaccharomyces osmophilus is the source of this 2040-nucleotide messenger RNA. It is a transcript of the gene pho7, whose product is annotated as DNA-binding transcription factor Pho7. Lineage: Eukaryota; Fungi; Ascomycota; Schizosaccharomycetes; Schizosaccharomycetales; Schizosaccharomycetaceae. Gene Ontology annotation, cellular component: nucleus. Gene Ontology annotation, biological process: regulation of DNA-templated transcription; cellular response to starvation. The transcript has a single exon. Bases 1 to 2040 code for a protein of 679 amino acids. Gene Ontology annotation, molecular function: DNA-binding transcription factor activity, RNA polymerase II-specific; RNA polymerase II transcription regulatory region sequence-specific DNA binding; zinc ion binding. The record is from RefSeq and is a predicted model, not a curated record.